UCCUCCCCCUAUACUGUUGUGUACUAUAGAAAGUUUAUUGUAAUUGAUUUAGUUUUAUUUAUUAAAUUCAAAAUGUGGGUAAUACUGAAUUUGGUAUUAUCUGUAAACACUAAGGAAGACUUCAAAUGAAUUUCCAGGAAAAUUGGAUUACUAAAAAGAUAUGGUGCUCGAGUAUACAUGUAAUCUGGAUUAAACAGCUUUAGUAUUGAAACUUUUGGCUUGAUGAGUGUCGUCUGUGAAAAAUAUUGUGCAAACUUUUUUAAUAAUAGAGAAUUACUUUUAAGUAAAGAGUGUUGAUUAUGGCUGCAUGUAAACAAACAUCACAGGAAUUUAUUCAGGACGUAUUUUCUCCAAUGGUGGCAGUUUUAUGUAGUCAAGAUGCAAAAAAUACGUGCAAAAAGAAUAAUUUGACUUUUGUAGAACUUUUACAACCCUUUUGCCGUAUAAAUACUGAAGUUACAAUUAGAGAUCCUUCAAAUAUAAGUUUUACUAUUAGAAGUCUACAUAUUAUUGUAAGAGAUAUGAAAUAUCAAUCACCUUCACCAGUAACUGCAAAGAAAAUGAUGCAUGAUGCUGUUUUAAAUACUUAUACAAUUGCAACAGAUGAUGUAUUAUGUAACCGGCUAAAUAAUGGAAAUUAUUCCUUAAAAUAUUUUUCUUCCACACCAUGGUUUGAAGCCUAUAGAGAAGUAUUUUUUCAAGUAAUGUAUCCCUCUGAACAUGAAUUUACACACCAUUAUUUAGCUUGUAUAUUUGUAGUAUCAUCCAGUCAUGUUGAUCCUAUAGGACAAAUUAAUGAAUUAAAUCAUCAACAAGAACAAUAUCAACAGCAGUCUUCUAGUCAUAGUGACAGGGCAGAAGCAGUUUAUCAAAAUAUGAAAAGUACAUAUGGUGCUGGUGUUUGUCAUUUGUUACAGAUAAAUUCAAAGACACUUAAUGAGAUGAAUAAUUUAGAAAAAGAUGAAAAUGACGAAUCUGUGAAUCUCCCUGAUCCAUGGAGUCAGUUUUUAGCAAAGACAAUUGAUCAUAAUACAUCUGAAAAUGAAGCAAGUAAGUUUCCUGAAGAAAAUCAUUUCUCAUUUCCUGAACACAUUUAUGAAGAUCAACCAGAAGAAAUUGAUGGUAUUACAGAAAAUAAUUUAUCAAUUCAGCAUCCUCUUUCUUUAAAUACAGAAAAUGAAUUGCCAACAUCAGAUUCUUUUAUUUCAUCACCAGUUGGAGAAGAAACAAAUUUUUCAAAAACUUAUGGACAAAAUGGAGAAAAAAAAAUUAAAGAAAAUAAAAUUCAUGGUGUUUAUUUGACACUAAGUGAUAGAGAAAGAAUCAGAGUAUUUAUUCANAAUAACUCGGGUUAUGGACUGCACAGCGUCAUGUGCAGCCCGAGUUAUCUCGGGUUAUGGGCAGAAGGGAUUAAGGACCUUGAUAAUAUGCUGACUAUUUCAUCACCAGUUGGAGAAGAAACAAAUUUUUCAAAAACUUAUGGACAAAAUGGAGAAAAAAAAAUUAAAGAAAAUAAAAUUCAUGGUGUUUAUUUGACACUAAGUGAUAGAGAAAGAAUCAGAGUAUUUAUUCAAGAUUUUUGCAUUCAGGGCCUUCUACCUUAUGUGGAGAAACAGAUUCGUAAUUUAAAUGAUCAGGUAGCCAACAGAAAGGGAAUUCAUCGUUCAUUAUUUAGUGCUACAAAAAAAUGGUUUAGUGGAAGCAAACCAGGAAUGCAAGGUCCAACAUCUUCAAGUACUUCUGUAAUGUACGAGAUGGCUGCAUUGUCAGUUUUUAUGAUGGGAUCUUCAUCCCAAAGACAAUUUCCAACACAUUAUAUGGAUUCUGCUAUUACAACAUAUUUAAAUACAUGCAAAUCUUCUGUAUUUGCUACUCGUGCUACAUUACUUAGCACAGAAUGUUUAAAAAAUAAAGGUUUGUAUAGUGAAGCUGCUCUGCAUUUUAUACGUAUGACAAGUGAAGAUUCAGAUCUACGUAGUGCAUUGCUUUUGGAACAAGCUGCUCAUUGUUUUCUUAAUACAAAGCCACCAAUGAUUAGAAAAUAUGCUUUUCAUGUUAUCUUAGCAGGACAUAGAUUUAGCAAAGCUGGUCAGAGAAAACAUGCUUUACGAGCCUAUAAAUUGGCAGAACAGGUAUAUAAAGAAAAGAAUUGGAGAUUGGCUGAUGAUCAUAUUAAUUUCAUUAUUGGUAGACAAUCAGUAAAUUUGAAGCAAUUAGAAAAUGCCUGCACAGCAUUUGAAAGUUUACUUAAAGAACAUAGUCUUCAAUCUGCUACUCAACAAGCUACAUUCCUUCGUGAAUAUCUUUUUGUGUUAAACAAAUUCUUGUUGCAGAUAUUGAAUGAGAAUAAAGAUCAACAGUUACCCUUAUUUCCUUUGCCAAAAUUUGAUUGUCAAAGUAUAAAAGUUUUAUUUGGACAAAUUAAUGAAAAUGUAGAUGAAAUGUCAUUUGUUAAUGGAAGAAAAUUUGACAAAGCAAAUUGGAAUAAUAAUACCUGGAUAUAUUUAGCUAAUCUGGUUGUUACAGCUGCCCAAGGAUUUUUGCCAAUUAGUCAUCAUCCACAACUUCAAUGUUUAGCUGAAAAUACUGAUAAUUCUAUUAGACCUUUAAGUGUUGUUGGAGAAAUAAUAACCAUUGAACUACAGAUUAGAAAUCCUCUUGCCAUACCAUUAGUUUUGACUAAUGUUUUCCUGUUAUGGACUUUUAUACCAAAAGACAGUAGUCAGGAAAGUACACACUUGACAAAUGAAACUUCAUCAUUCAAGACUUCUGUGUCGGAUCCUGUUUUAUCUAAAGUACUUCAAGAAGUUAAUUUUGAUGGUCAAGAAACUAAAACGAUACAUUUAUUUAUUCAACCAUUGAUGAUUGGAGAGCUACAUAUCACUGGUGUUUCUUACACUAUACAAACUUUGACUUCAUCUAAUCAGCAAACAACAAAUGGAGAAAUGUGUGAGAUGGAAAUAGCAAAUCCCAAAUUAUUCAAUAAUCCAUGUAUAAGUAUACAAGGUAAACAAAAUUUAGAAUUAAUUGGACGAAGAUUAAAUAAUACAAAAGCAGAAAAAACUGGCAAAGUUUAUGGACCAGAUUAUAGACUUAAACCAAUUAUAAUAGAACACAUGCCUAAAUUACAGGUUAAAUUUAAUAAUUUUAUUCCAACAUUCUUUUGUGGUGAAGUAAGACUGAUGAAUAUAGAAUUCACAAAUAUUGGUCAUUGUGCAUUGAAUAGAAUACUUAUAGCAUCUUCAAAUCCAGAAUUGUUUGUAAUUGGAACACCAGGUUAUGAAUCAAAUGGCUGGAUGGUAUACAAAGAAAAUGCUUGCAACGAAAAAUUUUCCCCAGUUAUGGCUGAAUGUCCAAAUAUUGAAGCAAUUUGUGAAAUAAUCACACUUGAUGGAAAUUCUUGUGAACUGACACCGAAAGAAUCACUUAUUGUUCCAAUGUGGCUUCGUGGACCAGAUGUGCCUGGUGAUCAUACCAUAGAUUUUUUGUUUUAUUAUGAAACAAAAGAGUUUCAAACAAAAAUGAAAUAUAGAUUAUUGCAAUAUUCUUUAAAUAUCACUGCUCUUCCUUCUUUGAGUUUUAAAACUGAAUCUACUUGGAGUUCUUCAUUUUCAAAUAAUUCUCUGACUCAAUGUACAUCAAGUGCCAAUAGUUUUGUUUUAUUUCUUGAAGCUCAAAAUGUUAGUGAGAUUGAAAGAACAGAAAUAACAAUUUUACAAGUUUCGAGUGUUAGUCAAGAUUGGUGCCUAUAUCCACUUUCUGAAGUUCAAGGACAAGGAACAAUUUCCAUCCGGCCACAAGAAUCAAUUUUGCUCUCAAUGAAAGCUAUGCCAUUUAAUUCCAAAUAUACAGUUACUGGAAAAAAUGUGAUGGUAUUUUCUCAAGUUCCUUUUGGAAGAACAGAAGUUGAUAGCAGUUCAACACCCUGUAGUGAUUUUAGUUGGCGAUCACAGUUGAGGCUAAACAAUCAAAAGUUAAUAAAUGAUGAUGUACUUGACAUUAAUGUCCAAAAUGAAAUUAUAAGUAUGAUGAAAGAUACAGAAAAUUUUGGAUUAGUUUUGACUGCUCUAUGGAAGGCUAAAAUGGAGAAAGAUAAUCAGACUCAUGUUGUUGUAGGACAGCACCAUAUUGUUUUAAACAAAGUUGAUUCUUCUGUUUUGACAUUACCUGAAGAAAAGUCUUUCGAGCAAAAUCCUCCAAUUUAUAUAAUUCCAGACUUAGAAGAAAAUGAAAAAAUUCAUUUGAAUUUAACUGAACAAGCAAUUAAAUGUACAAUAAAUCAUCCAUUUCAUGUAAAACAUAAUUUUUUAUAUAAAAGGUUACUUAGCAUUCCUGUAAUACUUGUUGCUCAUAACUGUUCUCAAGUAGAUGCUUAUGUGUUUAUUGAUUUACAAGAAGUAAGAAGUGUAACUCCAAGUCCAGUAUCUACACCACAGUCACUUCAAGAAGUUUACAGAGGACUCGGUUCGCAAGGUUUUACUUGGAUAGGUCCAAGUCAGCGGCAGUUUUGUCUUAAAUCAGGAUCCACGAUUCACGUACCACUCCAAGCAUGUUUUUCAGCUCCAGGUACUUAUCUGAUGGGAAAUCUUCAGAUAUCUUCAGGACUGGAAAAACAUGGUGCUAAAAUAUGGCAGCAAUGUAUGCCACCAUGUCUUAUAAUAAUUAGUGAUAAUAAAUGAAAAAGUGAACUGUUAGAAUUGUACAGUUAUUUAGUUAUUUACCAUUCAUCAAACUACCAGUUAUAUGGACCAAGAAUUAUCAUCAGAAAAAGAGAUUUGCAUUAUUUUAUUCAAUGCUUUAAUUCUCUAAUUUCAUUUGAUUAAAAUACCUUAAAUAAAAUUCAAAGCUCAUCUAUAUGUAAAUUGUAAUUAUAGUGAAAUAAUGUUAUAUCAUGGCUGCACUGGAUUAAAACUGAAAUGACUAUUGUUUUUGCCACAAAGCAUGUUUUAUAUAACAGUGCCAGUUGUUAUAUCUUUUAAAAGAUUAUUAAAAAAAAUGAAAAAGAUAAUAAAGUUAUAUAUAUAUAUAUAUACUUAUAUAUUAGGAAUUGUUAUUGCUAUAAAAUUUCCAUUUAGUUAAUCUUAUGACUGUGUUUAAAAAGACUUUUCUAAAUUUGAUUUAAUUUAUAAUAGUUUGAAGGUUUUUAUAUCAGUAUGAAAUCAUUUAAGUGUUAAAUUGUUUAAAUGAGAUUUAAUGCUUUGAAUAUCAUUGUAAUAUAUGAAUUAAUUUGAGAAUUGCUGUUGAAUGAAGAAAAAUUAAUAAUAAUGAAUAUUUUUAAAUAAAAAUUUGCAUGUGAUCUUUGUAGUCUUAAUAUUUUUUUCAUUUUUAGCUUUUUCUGCCCAUGGGUGUAAGAGGUCUUUUUUCCACAUCUGCUGUGGGUUUGGCCAGGUUCACAAUGAGAAGGUUAGGUGGUGAAGGAUGGGGUCUGAUGGAUCUGACAGAUGCCCAUGAAAAAUUCUUGGAGAUUUUCAUCUAUCUGGAUUCAAUCCUGGGUUCCCCAGAGCAGUAGGGUGACAUCUUAACCACCUCAACCAUUGGCUAUCAUUGAUUUUUUUUAUUAAAAGCACACUUUUAUAUGCAAAUGUAAAAUAAUGUAUUGCUUCAAUAACAUUACAAAAACAGAAGAUUAAGAAUUAAUUGAUAGAACUAAUCUGACAAAAAUGCAGCAGAAUCUCUGUGGGUUCUAUUAAUAUAUAGAUAAACUGACUACUCCAGAACACUGACCAUCCUUUUUUGAAGUCCCAUGCUGUUUUCUAAUCUGAUCAAAGGAUAUUUUUGUCCCAGUUUGCAUAAUUUUUAUUUAUUUUUUGCACAUCCAGUAAACAAUGAGAUAGAUAUAUAAAGGAAUCAUCAUAUCAGGGAAUACAUUUUGUUUGGGAGACCUUACAAUGAGUUCUUCAGUGAUUUCCAUGUGUAGGUAAGGCUGAUAUAAACCUUUAUUUAACACUUCUCAAAUACUUUUGAAAAAAAUCUGAAAUGACAUGUUUAAGAGUUAAAGCAGAAGCCCCUUAGCAGAAUUGUCUCCAAUUUGUGUUCAGAACAUUACUGAUUCAAGUUAAAGGCUUAUAACAAACCUUAUCCACACAAACAUUAUUGAAAUCGCUCUUGCCAGUAACAAAAUAUGAUAGAAGUUAGCAUCAAAAUAUGUAAAAAUUGUUCUUUGAGCAAGUUAAAAAACUGGGGACUGAAGAAUUUGAAAAGUUGACAGAAGAA
This is a messenger RNA of Centruroides sculpturatus (bark scorpion), 6213 nucleotides long. It is a transcript of the gene l(3)76BDm, whose product is annotated as trafficking protein particle complex subunit 8-like. The coding region runs from base 300 to 4679 and encodes 1459 amino acids. Gene Ontology annotation, biological process: protein localization to phagophore assembly site; endoplasmic reticulum to Golgi vesicle-mediated transport. The record is from RefSeq and is a predicted model, not a curated record. The transcript has 29 exons. Gene Ontology annotation, cellular component: TRAPPIII protein complex; phagophore assembly site; cytoplasmic vesicle. NCBI's taxonomy places the organism in Eukaryota, Metazoa, Arthropoda, Arachnida, Scorpiones, Buthidae.